GAUAUUCAGCAUAAUCUCUCUUAAAAAAAAAGCUUCAGACAGGAGAGGAGAGUAGUUAAGUCCGGUGGUUUUCAGCUCAUCUACUUCCAUCCACCUUCCCUCCUCUUCAAUUCUCUCUCCCUUCCCCUCUUUAAAUCUCUCCCUUUUCUCUCUCAUCAUCUCCAAAACCCAGAAACCUCAAAUCAGAUGGAGAUCUGCACUUACUUAAAAUCCCAGCCGACAUGGCUCCUCCUCCUCUUCGCCCUCGGCUCCCUCCAACUCCUCAAACUCACCCUCUCCCUCCUCUCCUCCCUCUACAUCUACUUCCUCCGCCCCGCCAAAAACCUCCGCCGCCGCUACGGCUCCUGGGCCAUCAUCACCGGCCCCACCGACGGCAUCGGCAAAGCCUUCGCCUUUCAGCUCGCCAGCAAGGGCCUCAACCUCGUCCUCGUCGCCCGCAACCCCGACAAGCUCUCCGACGUCUCCGACUCCAUCAGAUCCAAGCACCCCGACGUCCAGAUCAAGACCGUGCUCAUGGACUUCUCCGGGGACAUCGACGACGGCGUGAGGCGGAUCAAGGAGGCGAUCGAGGGGUUGGAGGUUGGGGUUUUGAUUAAUAACGCCGGGAUGUCGUAUCCUUACGCGAAGUACUUUCACGAGGUUGAUGAGGAGUUGGUUAAGGGUUUGAUUAAGAUUAAUGUGGAAGGGACGACGAAGGUGACGCAGGCUGUGUUGCCUGGGAUGCUGGAGAGGAAGAAAGGGGCGAUUGUUAAUAUGGGUUCUGGCGCUGCUGCGCUUAUUCCUUCGUAUCCUUUCUACUCUGUUUACGCCGGUGCUAAAACGUACGUGGAUCAGUUCACAAGGUGUCUACAUGUUGAGUACAAGAAGAGUGGGAUUGAUGUUCAGUGCCAGGUACCCUUGUACGUUGCGACGAAGAUGACAUCGAUAAGAAGAGCAUCCUUCUUAGUGGCAUCUCCAGAGGGUUACGCAAAGGCAGCAAUGCGUUUUAUAGGGUAUGAAGCACGCUGCACACCGUACUGGCCUCACGCCCUCAUGGGUUAUGUUGUCUCUGCAUUGCCCGAGAGCGUUUUUGAAUCCUUUAACAUUAAGAGGUGCCUCCAGAUCAGGAAGAAGGGUAUGCUUAAAGACUCCAGGAAAAAGGAAUGAAAUUUUUCUGAGGGUGCAACAUUUUCUUCUGCAGCAGUUGGUUUCUUGCAAGUUUCUGUUUAGACAUUGUAAGACUUCUUGUACGCUUUAGUUUCCGAUUUUCACAAGGUUGUUUCCUUCUUUUUUUAAAUUAAAAACCAUAACAUCCACCGAUCA
Molecule: messenger RNA, 1302 nt
Organism: Raphanus sativus (radish)
Lineage: Eukaryota; Viridiplantae; Streptophyta; Magnoliopsida; Brassicales; Brassicaceae
Product: very-long-chain 3-oxoacyl-CoA reductase 1
Exons: 3
Coding region: 187-1146 (319 amino acids)
Cellular component (GO): endoplasmic reticulum
Molecular function (GO): ketoreductase activity
Source: RefSeq, a predicted model, not a curated record